Molecule: messenger RNA, 1647 nt
Organism: Cimex lectularius (bed bug)
Lineage: Eukaryota; Metazoa; Arthropoda; Insecta; Hemiptera; Cimicidae
Exons: 4
Coding region: 40-819 (259 amino acids)
Source: RefSeq, a predicted model, not a curated record
CAUACAUGCUAUAAGAACUGUGCAUAAAAUUAGAUUAACAUGUGGAAAAAGAUUGUAAAUUUAGGCUUGAAAGCUGCGGCUGUGACCAUUUGUGCUGUUGGAGCAUACAAAGUUUAUGUUCACUUCAGACGUGAAAUUAUAGACAUUCCCGAUUAUCGUGAGAGGCAAGAACUAGAAACCAAGAGGGAUAAUGUUUGCCAGAGAAGAGGUGAGGCAGACAAGUAUAUAUUUGCUUCCAUUUCAGAUGAAGAAACCAAUGAAGACGAUCAACUUGUAGAGACAAAUAAUAGAAAUCAGAAUGGUAAUGACAUCCCUUCCAGUAGUAAAAGAAAUCCUAGCGAUGAAGAAAGUAUAAAUCAUGAAUUAGAAAAACCACCAGCAACAAAUGCAGAAAUACUAACAUCAAAAAUACUUGAUGAGAUAAUCAAAAAUAGAUCAUGGGAUGAUGAAAGCAAUGAAAAUUCCAGUCCCAAUUACCUUGAGAGGCAAGAACUAGAGACCAACAGGGAAAAUGCAUGUCAGAGAAGAGGUGAGGUAGACACACUUGCUUCCAUUUCAGAUGAAGAAACCAAUGAAGAUGUACAACCUGUAGAGAUAAAUAAUAGAAAUCAGAAUGGCAAUGACAUCCCUUCCAGUAGCAAAGAAAAUCCAAGCAAUGAAGAAAGUACAAAUCAAGAAGUAGAAAAACCACCAACAACAGAUGCAGAAAUACUAACAUCGAAAAUACUUGAUGAGAUAAUCAAAAAUAGAUCAUGGAAUGAUGAGAAUGAUGAAAGCGAUGAAAAUUCCAAUGAUCUUCCCAGAUCGUUGGGAACAUAGCUUCCAAAUACAAACACCUGGACAGCAUCAUGCUGUCCACUUUUGUCCAAUCAAAUGAUAAAUUCAUCAUUUGAUUGGAUAUCAUGAACAAAUAUUAAAUAUGAAAUGACAAAACAAGUUAGAACUACUAUUGAAUAGCUCACCCCAUCUACACCUACAAAGCAUUUCUGCAUCGUUGAAGAAGGUAUAAAUCAAGAAGUAUAGAAACCACCAUAACAGAUGCAGAAAUACUAAUAUCACAUAAUUGAUGAUUGAGAUAAUCCAAAAUAAAUCAUGGAAUGAUGAAGAUGAUGAAAGCAAUGAAAAUUCCAACGAUCCUCCCAGAUCGUUGGGAACAUAGAUUCCAAAAAUAAAAACCUGGGCCAUGAAGUAUGAAGCUUAUGUACGCCAUAUAACUGACUAGUCUCAAAAUGGUAUGAGCAAUUUUACUCCAUACAGUAUUUAUAUUCUGUCAGUUUUUUUUUAUUCUGGCAAAUUAGAAGAAUAAUUGCCAUAGCUCCGGGCUGGAGUAGGAUAAUCUCCAUACUGUGGAACAUGGAGUUAAAGAAUUUUUAAAUGUCAGAAUGUUCCUCUGGAAAUCCUCCAACCAAUAUACUACAUCCAUCUAUCUAUAUGGAAGAUCUAUAGAUUGGGAAAAUUGUGAUUUCACAAUAAAGUAAUAAUAAAUAUGUUUUUCUGCAACCCACUUGCCUCGUAAAUGGAAUAAACAAAGGGGCCAAUAAAUAAUUAAAUGUUCAACUUAUUAUGUUGGGUUAACUGAUGUUCACAAACUAUCGUUCACUGUGACUGAUUCUCAAAAUUCUGAUGUAAAGAAUUAUUGAAGAGACC